Nasonia vitripennis (jewel wasp) is the source of this 5735-nucleotide messenger RNA. RefSeq names its product ras association domain-containing protein 2 (gene Rassf). The transcript has 8 exons. The coding region runs from base 257 to 1972 and encodes 571 amino acids. The record is from RefSeq and is a predicted model, not a curated record. Gene Ontology annotation, biological process: signal transduction. Lineage: Eukaryota; Metazoa; Arthropoda; Insecta; Hymenoptera; Pteromalidae.
GUGUAUGCCAGACGCCAGUACCUAUGCGGUGUUUUUCUUCCUUGGCGCUUCGGAGCCCCUGCUCCAAAAAAGAAAAAAGGUGCAGCAGUAUAGUCUGUGCUGUGGAAGGAUAGAACGAAGCACGAAAAUUCGACGUUUUCUUCGUACUCGUGUCACUCCUCGCGUGGCAUGCGACUGACCGAGCUUCGUGGACGCAAUGUCCCAUUGUUAUGCUGAAGAAACUAAAAUAUCUCGCCAAUACUAACGAAGCUUUGUCAUGUGGAAGUGUCAUAAAUGCGGAAAGCCCGUUUAUUUUGCGGAGCGGAAACAAUCAUUGGGAUAUGAUUGGCAUCCUGAGUGUUUACGAUGUGAAGAAUGUGGCAAACGCUUAAACCCUGGCCAGCAUGCUGAGCAUAAAGGUGUUCCCUAUUGCCACGUGCCAUGCUACGGAGCACUUUUUGGUCCUCAAUUGUUUGGCCAUGGAACAAGAGUCGAAUCUCAUACAAGUUUUGGUAAAAAGGAGUCUCGAUCUUCUUUACCAAGAUCGCAUUUAGAAACAAAACUCAAGCUUUUUAACCAGUAUUAUGAGGGUAAAAGUGGUGGCAUUCGAAGUCGAGAGGUAAAUGGUCGACUGAUCUUAGAAGGUGCUUUAAGAAUUUACUGGGGUGUUCGUGGUGUUAUACACUUAAAAGAAGAUGAUGACCAGCGAACAGUAGUUACAGCUAGACAUAGAAAUUCUUGCAGAAGAAGCUACGUAGAAAAAGUUGAUAAUGAAGAAAUAAAAAAUGAAGAAUCAAAGGAUUCAUCGCCAUCUAAUAGUCAAUUAGAAAUUGAAUCAAACUCUGUACCAGCCUCACCCGACCACAUAAAAAGUCUUACACUGCCCAUGAAACUUGAUGUUAAAAAGGUUGAAUGGGAUGAGUUGGAUGAUUUGUUGCAGGUCGAACGCAAAGUUGAAGAUGGAGAUAAGCUUUAUCAAACCAUGCCGAAAAGUCUUCCAUCAAAUAGUUCACAUUCCAAUGCUGCCAAUCCAUCAACGACAGCUACACAAUCUAGUGCAGAUAUUUCAGAAACAAAUAGUCCUAGUACUGAUACCAGUAAUAGUAAAGUCAAAGACAAUAGUGUCAAUAGUACGCCUACUCAUAGUAUAAGCAGCUCAUCUAACACAGAUACCCCGAAUUAUCAGGGAACUCCAAACAAAAAUGGUGCUUUACGUAGAGUUGAAUAUUUCGAUAGUUUAGACAAAAAUGCUGCUAGUACUCAAUCGAUAAGUGAUGAAGAUAGUUGGAUAGAAAAAGGUUUGAAUCGUUCAAUGUCAGGUCCUGAUUGCUUACAAAGGCACCGAACUGACAGUGAUACAGAUUCCGUGAGUUCCUUGCAUUUUCGGGAUGAUGACAAUAUGACUAUGUCCACGGACAGUGGUUUAGAGUUGGAUGGUGUUGUUUUGCGCCGAAAACAAGGCUCUACAGCAAUCAGACGACGACCUGGAGCAAGACGUCAAUCACGUAAUCGUCUCAGAAGACGUUGCUCCAUUAAUGGGCAUUUCUACAAUCGAGAGACCAGCUUUUUCACCCCGCCACAUGGCUCACAGAUGUCUGUCUGGGUGACGAGUCUCGUCAGUACUCAAGAAGUGAUCAAUCUUAUGCUCGACAAGUACAAAGUCGACGCUAAGCCAGACAAUUUUGCACUCUUCGUUGUUCGCGAUAAUGGGGAGCAACGCAGAUUAAGAGAAGAUGAGUAUCCCUUGGAAGUUCGAGUAGUUUUGGGACCUCACGAAAAUAUUGCACGGCUGUUUCUAGUUGACAAACUUUCAACUCCAGAAAUCAGCUCUGAUGUUGCUCAGUUUCUAAAUUUGUCUUUGGCUGAGUGCCAAAAUAUAUUACAACGUUAUCAUUAUGAAGAGGAACGUCAGAUACUUAUGUUGAAAGAAAAGUAUAAAGAAAUGCGUCGUAGAAUAAAGCAGCGAAUGGAAGAUCUUAAAGUUCGUUUAUGAAACAUAUGGGGUAGCUAACUUUUUCAGUGAAUAUUCGUUUCUAUUCUCUCUUCUAUAUGAGACGUUCAAUCUGCGUAAUUAUUAACAUUAAUUUUUUGAUUAGUUUUUUGAUGAAUUCACUGUAUUGAAUCAUAUCCUUAGCAAAUAUGUAACUGACUCCGCUGUGCUUGAUUAUUGUUCAAGCACUCAAGGAGCUCAUAUCACUUUUUUAUUUAGGAAGUUUUUAACAUUAAUGUAUAUCUCAUAAUACAUUGCAGCAUUUUCAUGCUUUUAGUGGUAGCGGGCUACUGCCACGUUUUGCCUCAAAGACUUGAUUUCUUAAGCAAAGACUGACGUCAAGACAAUAGACGUUCAUAUCUGAUCUGUUUAUGGUUUGACAAAAAAUAAUCUUUCUUUAAAACAUGACUGAGUUCAAAAAUUACCGCAUAACAAUAUAAUUAAGCUGGGACCUUAUACAGAUGAUAUUAAUUUUUAAUUCAAAAUAUAAUAUUUACUAAUUAAACAUUGAUUCCAUUGGUGCUAACAUAAAUCAUUCAAAAUUAGAUGUAAAAUUUCUAGACGAUUUAAAUAAUUUUUAAUCCGAAGAUUAUUCAAUUAUGAGUAAACAUUGACGUUCUAAUAUUGUAUGUUUAUUAUAUUAGUAAAAUGUUUCAAUGUUAAAAUAAUUAUAUCGUAAAGUAUAAGUCGAAAUCAUCUUGAAAAGUACGUUCUUAUGUUCAAAUAACGUAAACGAUAUCAAAAUGACAAUUUUGCCAAGCAAUAAAACGCAAAACAAAGUAAUUUCAAUCAUUUUGCGGUAGCUCAAGAUAUUCGUGUGUGGAUUUCGGCUUUCGAUCCCAAACUUUUGAAAUGCAAAUAAUUGUCAGUCUAACCAGUGUGAAAAAAUUUAAGUUACGAAUACUCCGUACCAUGACGAAGCCAUUUAUAUUAACUUUGAAUACUACAAAUUCUAAUUGUGGUAAACGAAGUGAUUUUUCAAAAAAAUAUAAAAAAUUUUAAAGCCGAAUUGUGCAACCUAGAGAUAUAUGGAGAUCAAUUUAUAUUCGAGAAGAUAAUAAAGGUAACGUCGUUGCUUAAGUUUUUGUACUUUAUUCCAUAUUUCGUUCCUUUUUCAUGUUGGACCGCACUAAUUCUAUAUCUGUAAAUAAAUUAGAGAAAAGGAAUAUUCUUUGUGAUAGGUAAAGAAAAACAAAUGCACAUUAUACAGAUUGGACAGAAUGCAUUUAUUUAUUUAUUUUUGUAAGGACUAAGUAGAGUAGGUAAAGUAGAUCAAUGCAAUGUUAUGAGGAGUAUGAGUAAUAAUCUUCAUACGAGUUGCUAGGAACGAGUAUGUAUACUCACAACACCGAGGAGCUCAGCUGCUCUUUUUUUAUUUUAUGUUUUUUUUUGUUGCUUUACCUUAAUUUUUUUAUCCACGACACUGAUAUACGUUAAACGGUACAAGACAAGUAACAACGACGGCCACUGAGGCGUCGUCAUUAACUGCAAUCUCUUUUAUUUAUUCUUUUUUUUAUUUAUUAUUUAGGCAUUGGUUUCGCUGCGCAAUUGGAGGGCGUCGACGAAAGCUGAACUGUCAAAGUCGGAGAUACGACAAUUUCAUUUUUGGACUUUAUCGAGAGAGAAAGAUUAGUUACACACACCGUGAGAGGAAAUCGAAAUUUUGUUAGAGAGUGAGAGGAACCAACUACAGGAAUAUAGAUAUCAUAAGAAUGGAAGAAUAGCCUUGAAAUUUUUCAUUUAGCUAUACAAGUAUACAGUAGAAAGUCAAGAACACUUAUUAGUUUCAUCGCAGUUUCAGCCGACUUUUGCAUUCAGAUUCAGUCGACAAAGAGAACAAGAACAUCUAUAUCUUGGCGCUUCCGAUGGCUUCAUCCUCAAGAUUGAACCUCGUAGUGUUCGAAAUUUUGUCUUAUGCGACACAGCACAGGGAAACAUAAAUUUUGAAAACCAUCAAAGGCGCCGUACAACUCAAGAGAAAAAUGUGGCAACGAAAUACUGCGUUAUUUGUUUCCUCAACUUGUCGCGCAGGAUUAUACAUGGACAAUUAGCUCUUUUACGCUUAACUGGCUCGGCUGGCGAUUUGACGAAUUAAUCCCAUAACUUAACGCAAACUGAAUAUAGAAAGAGAUUAAUCGCACGAUGAGACUUCUCCCUUUAGGUAUAUUCACUCGCAUCAAGAUCACACUUCGUCCGAGUUCAGGAUGCUACAAUUUUAGCUCGGACGCACUUGUUAUUGCUCUUAUUUACGUCUACACGUUAUAAUAUAAUAUCGUUCAGCGGGAUAACUCAAAAGAUCACCCGCAUUGCGUUAUAAAAAAAAUAUGCGAUAAUGUAUUAAUAAUAAUAUAACAACACCAACAAUCAUAUAUAUAAUGUAAUAACAACUUGACUUGACGAAAGAAAGUGGUCAAUUCGCCAUCCGCUUAUAUUAUGCAUCUAACUCGUCAUCGUCUCGAAAAAUUCAGCGCGCAAAAUAACGUCGCACAUAGACUACAGUGUAUAUACGCAUAGUUUAUACAAAAAGAAAGAAAUGUACAUAUCUCUAUACACGCACGCGUGCGCCGAAAGACUCGCGUAUGCGCGUGGCGCGAGAUGCCGUCGCGAGCUCGCGGUUUAUCACAAUCUGACGCGACGAUGCGCCUUACAAAAAAUACGGUACUCGCUCGCGGCGGCAUCGCUGCAUGUGUAUAUGUGUACGUCUACGUAAUUUCGCCUCCACGUGUAUGUGUGUGGAGAAGCCGAUGCGCUUACUACUGCUAUACACCCCCGCGCGGACCGAUCGAGCUUUGUUCGCGUUCCGCUACGCUAUUCUCUACUCUGCGCGUUUUCUUGUUUUUCUCUUUUUAUUACGCUUCGUUUCGCCUCUUCACCCACUUUUUUUGGAGUCUAACCGUUAUUAACCUAUAACACAUGAGCUAUAAAAAAUUCAAAUGGGUUUUCUAUAUCUCGCGCUCCUGCCGAAAUCAAUGUAGCUGAAAAGAAUAUCGACGCGAUUACUCUUUUUUAGGGCCUAUAUUUUUAUUAUGCUAAAGGGCCAACUGUUCGACGUCGUUGUUUGACUUGCAGUUCGUUCUCCGUUUUAUCUCAUAUAGGUACUCCACGCGUACAUAUUCGAUGACUCUUGUUUAAAAAAAGAAACUAUAAACUCUGCAAUUCUAAUUCAGCCGUUAUUGCUAUGAAUUCGUUUACACAAAAUAUCAUUUACAUAUGUAAACGUGCGUUCAAUAAUGUAAUGUCUCAUAUAAAAAUCGUUAUAGGAAACCCAUUUUUGCUUAACAAUAUAUAUAGCAAAUUAGUCGUUUUAUGUAUCGUACAAAAGAGAGAUAGAGAAAGAGAAAACAAGGUCGAGAGCGUGUCAACGGUAUUCUUACAACUUUUAUACGCAUGAAAAAAAGAAAGAAUUUUCUCUCCUUGGCAACAAAUAGCAUUUCGUUUUAUCCUUGCAUCGUUUCGUUGCUCGCAUUCGAUUAGAUUCACGCGCACGCGCUGACUCUUUUAUUUAUUACUUCGUUUUACAUCACGAGAAAAUCGGCGCAAAUUGACUGGCAAAUGCUUGAGGCGAAAAUUGACUGAAUUCAAUCGAUCUAUACGACGUUAUUCUUUCUUUUUGUUGUCUUUACUGUUGGCAGGAAACGGCUGAACUCGAAACUUUUCCAAGCUGUCACUGUGCUUGGAUCAGUCUCUUUUCGAAGCCGUUUUCCUCUCGUCGUUACACGUAUCGUUACUAAUAAAAAAUCGUUGGCACCGUUGAGCUACAUCCUUA